Molecule: messenger RNA, 1675 nt
Organism: Epinephelus lanceolatus (giant grouper)
Lineage: Eukaryota; Metazoa; Chordata; Actinopteri; Perciformes; Serranidae
Source: RefSeq, a predicted model, not a curated record
UGCUGACACACAAACCACAGUCAUGGCGUUCCCUCGGCUCUCUGCCUCCAUGCUGUUGGCUUCUUUGAUUCUUCUUCUCUACUGGACGGCUGCAUCAGCUCGUUCACAUGACCCCACCUCCUCCAACCUGUCACCCCUCUACAGGGUGAAGAGAGACAUGCCUUUCAACACCAAAGAGAGAGUGGCAGCAUCUUUUACAGUGCUGAAGGACUCCCUGUCUGUGGUGAAAGAAGUGAUUGGAAAGAGUACCACCAGUACGGUGUCAGGGGUGAUUAAGAGUCUUGUCAACAUCGCCAGCUUGGCGCCCGGCAUCGCAGGUCUGGUCUCCUCUUUUCUCAACUUGGCCUUGUCCUUCGUCCCUCAAGAAAACCCUCUGAAGGCGCUCAAGGCAGGGUUUGCUGAAGUGAACAGGAAGCUGGACUCACUCUCCAUCUGGAUCUCCAACCUGGCGACAGAUGUGGAAUGGUACAACUACGCCAGCGUCUACUCUCAAGACGAGGUCCGCAUCCUCAACGCCUGGAAGAAGUUCGGUGAGUUCCGUGAGAACAGUGAGCUGGUACAAAGUGAAGAUGAUAAACUCAGACUGGCAGAGGUAUUCACCAACUACUACGAGAACACGGCAACCGAGGCCAGCGUGGCCAACCUUUACCAUUACGUGACGGUCAGCAACAUGUCACUCAGUAGAAACCUCAAUGACCUGCUGAGGAAGAAGUUCAAAUGUAGCAUUCGUGAGAUUGGCAAUUAUAACCUGUACUUCAGCACUCUGCUGUGGAGGGGGAUGGUGCUCAACCAGCUGUACUGGGACCUGAUCGGUCUCAGUCAAACAGGCAUAACAGAUCGAUACACCGAGAUGUUGAAGAACGUCUCUAGUACUCAGGUAUCAGUCGUGGAGUUCUGCCUCAACAACUAUGAGCAGUACGUGAAGAAUGAUGUCGAGGAGAUCAGCAAAGCCCUCAGUCCUGACGACAAAGAAGCCAUCGCUGAAAAGGUGAAAAAAGCUCUGGAUGAGAAGUUCUACUGGUACGACUGGGUGGUACUGGUGUACAACUCGAACGACGACAGCUACCACAGAUUUUAUAGCAAGAUGAUAAAAGUCUCUGUGAAUCCAAUCACUGUUGCUGUGGGCUACACUCAGAAAGCAGACGAGAUAUAUAAAGCACAUGUAAAAACUGUGCUGAACCAAUGCACCUCAUAUAGAAUAUACCCGACUGGUCCAUUUGCGGCCCCAAACCUGCCUCCGUGUAACCACAUCAUACAGAAAAUGAAAGAAUGUAAUCAACUCGUGGCUGGCGCUCCUAUCAGAGACUACGUUAAGGAGAUGGAAUCUGGUGCAGGUGAUUUUGUUCAAGUCCCGGAAAAACUGAUGGAAAUCCAUUGUAAAGGGAGCGGGUUUACGGACAGGAUGUCUGUUUACUACUCCCGAACCAUCGAUCCAUGUGUGUCUGACACAUGUAACACAGGAGAGUGCAAGAGGCUGCUGGACUCCAACGAACAUCUGUGUGAGUGUCCUGAUGGUUACUAUGGAGAUAGCUGUGAAAAGGAGCUGAACCCCAACAAGGUCCCAGCGAUCGAUAAAGGCCAAACUGUGCCCGACUUCACCAGCAUCAACGCCAAGCUGAGAGCGAUGGAGGCCAAACUGGACGACAUCCUCAAUAAGAUGUGUCCUGCUCAGUAA